AUGAAUAGAUUUAGAGUCGCAACUGACCAAUUAGACCUAUAUAAAGCAAGUCUAAUGAAUAGAGCUUUUUCUUCUAACCAAAAUAGCCGAAAUAAUGGAAAAUAUUUCCUUCAGCAACUAACCCAAUUCCAGAGUACCGAAAUAAAGGGAGAAGGAUCAGUGAUCAGAAAUUUAGAUAACUAA
This is a messenger RNA of Dictyostelium discoideum AX4, 183 nucleotides long. RefSeq lists its product as hypothetical. The transcript has 2 exons. NCBI's taxonomy places the organism in Eukaryota, Evosea, Eumycetozoa, Dictyosteliales, Dictyosteliaceae. The record is from RefSeq and is a predicted model, not a curated record. The coding region runs from base 1 to 183 and encodes 60 amino acids.